Molecule: messenger RNA, 2480 nt
Organism: Tympanuchus pallidicinctus (lesser prairie-chicken)
Lineage: Eukaryota; Metazoa; Chordata; Aves; Galliformes; Phasianidae
Gene: BSX
Product: brain specific homeobox
Exons: 4
Coding region: 244-948 (234 amino acids)
Biological process (GO): regulation of DNA-templated transcription
Molecular function (GO): DNA binding; DNA-binding transcription factor activity, RNA polymerase II-specific
Source: RefSeq, a predicted model, not a curated record
UCCGCGUCCCCCGGCUCUCCCCGUUUUCCCUUCUGUCUGGGAGAAUCGGGUUUUUUUUUUUAUGUCCCUUCUUAUUGCUAAUAUCGCUUUAUUAUUAUUAUUAUUUAUUAGCGCUCUUAUUUAUCGUUCCUCUUAUUUCCCUUUCCAUCUCCUCUCCCGGGACGCGCAGCCGGCCGUCCUUUCUCCUCCGGCCCCCAGCCCCUCUCUCUCCGUUCCCCGCAAUCCGAAGCGGGGCUCUCCGAGAUGAACCUCAACUUCACCUCGCCGGUUCACCCGGUCCCCGCGCCCCGACCCACCUCCUUCUUCAUCGAGGACAUCCUGCUGCACAAGCCCAAGCCCCUGCGGGAGGUUCCAGCCGAGCACUUCGCCGGCUCCUUGGCCUCCCGCGUCCCGCUCUUGGACUAUGGCUACCCCCUGAUGCCCGCCCCGACGCUGCUGGCUCCACACCCGCACCCGGCCCUGCACAAACCGGAGCACCAUCACCACCACCACCCCUACUUCCUCACCACCUCGGGAGUGCCGGUGCCGGCUCUGUUCCCGCACCACGCUCACGCCGAGCUGCCCGGCAAGCACUGCCGCCGUCGCAAAGCCCGCACCGUCUUCUCCGACUCGCAGCUCUCCGGUUUGGAGAAACGCUUCGAGAUCCAGCGUUAUCUCUCCACGCCAGAACGGGUGGAGUUGGCCACGGCGCUCAGCCUCUCCGAGACGCAGGUGAAAACCUGGUUCCAGAACCGGCGGAUGAAACACAAAAAACAGCUGCGGAAAAGCCAGGACGACCCAAAACAUGAGGAGAACGGCGAGCAAAGCUCCCCCGAGCCCGAGCUUCCUGAGCCGGCCGCAGCUGAGCCCCGAAAAGUCCCCCCCGGCUCCUUCCUGCUGCAGGACCCCGAGGACGAGGUGGACAUCCUGGAGGACGGGGAUAUCCUCGCCGCCCCGCACCGCCUUUAGGAGCUCUUAGGGCAGCGUUGCGCAUCCCUACAGCUCUCCCCCAAGCCCGCGUUCUGCCGGGGUGCCAAGGUUUGGUGUAGGUACGGAGGGAAAUAAAAUCCCCCGGGUUCCUUUCGCCCCUUUGGCUUCAUCCCAGCAUCACCCCAAGCCUGAACUUUGCUUGGAAAUCCAGCGAGGGAGAGCCAAACAAAAACAAAUAGAACCAAACCAACCAGCCAGCAGUUUCCUGUGAGUUCUCCCUUCCCUUUGAAACAUCGGACUUUUCUCUAUUCCCCGAAGUCCCCUCGGUUUUCAAUAAAGGUGUUCCGUGGCUGCGUGGUGUGGUUACUGAACGGGUGUGCUGAGAGCGGCCGAUGGGGCGGGGGGCAUCGCUCAGCUGAUUCCCAUCUGGGAAAGGGGAGCAGCAGGAAUAACCCCAGCCCUGUAGGGCUGCACGGAGAGAAUCGCCCCGGCUGUUUGUAGCCGCCAUUCCUCCGCAGCUCCAGGUGAGGGAAACCUGCAGGCUUCCCCUGCACGACUUUCGCUCUCGUUUCCUCUCCUCUUGCAACAGCCUUGAGCUCUGCGCUGCAGCCGCCAUCCGCGCUCGUUUCUCCUUUCCCUUUCUGCCGGGGAAACGGAUUUAAUUUCCAGGGUCGGGGCGCGCGUUUCUCAACGUGCUCAGGCUGAUGAAAUGAAAACGUCCUCGUCUCGAACCCUCCUCUUUCUUCCCCGCUAUAACUAAAGUUAUAACCGCGCCUUGAAAUCAAAUCGCGUUUAAAACCAAAGCCGCUCCUUGCUAAUAACCUCAGCAGCAAAUCCGUACAAAACACGAACCGGCUGGGGAAAUCGCCGUCCCGUGCGGGAUGCGCACCGAGACCUGCAGAUAACGGGGUGUUUGGGUACAAAAAAGGGCUGAGAUCGAGGCAGAGGAAGGAAAGGCUCAGAGCAAAGUGGCUCCUCGCAGACUGGCUGCAGCACUGCGAUGGGAUGCGGCGUCUGAACGGCGUGGGUGAGAGUUUGGGAAGAGGUCACGGUGCGCUCGGGGAGGGGAGGCGGUCCUGGGAAGAAGGCAGCGCUGCGGAGCCGCCGCGUGUUCCUGUUGCUGAGGUUUGCUCCCAGGAUCAGUGAAACGAGGUUGUGCUCCUGUCCUAUUCAGUGAGCACUGCGGGUUUUGCCCUGCCAUGCCUUUGUGCCCCCCCAAGGGUAGAAGGAGGCUGUUUGGAAGUGGCUUUUUUUCUUUCUUUUUUUCUUUCACACAUUACAUCCUUGCUUGGGAAAUGCCGGGCGGAAAGGCUUGCAGGAAAUAAUCGAUCUUGGUGGUUCUCCUGUAUUGCAAGAUAUUGACUGCAGUCUUGAUUUUUAACGCAGGAUUCUUCUGUGUGUUUGUUUCUUAAAUGAAAUUGUUCCCUGUUAAUCUAAUUUACACUAAAGUGCUUAAUGCUUGUGGUUGUUGUCAUUAAACACAAUGUAGAUUGAUCUAUAAAAUCUCCCCAUUAACGUUUGUUUUAUGUUCAACAUUUCUCCCUCUGCUGCUUGUAACUUCUAAGGGAAGC